Molecule: messenger RNA, 2834 nt
Organism: Cylas formicarius (sweet potato weevil)
Lineage: Eukaryota; Metazoa; Arthropoda; Insecta; Coleoptera; Brentidae
Product: probable pseudouridine-5'-phosphatase
Exons: 3
Coding region: 129-812 (227 amino acids)
Molecular function (GO): phosphatase activity
Source: RefSeq, a predicted model, not a curated record
CAGGAACGGCUAAUCAAUGAAGUCGGCGUAUUAGUCAUUGACUUAUAAAAGCUUUACUUAAAAAUUCGCGUCGAUUCAGUUUCGGUAAAGCGUCGCGCGAAGUUGUGUCACUAAAAACAAAAUUCGAGAUGAUUUUCAACAAAGUAACCCAUUGCAUAUUUGACAUGGACGGACUUUUGAUAGAUUCCGAAUCCGUUUACGAUCAGAUAAUAGGAAGCAUAGCUGAACAGUUCGGUAAGGACUUCACUCUCGAAGUUAAAUUGAAGAUGCUGGGCCUUACCGAACGGGACACGGCGAUCGUCGCUAUAAGGGAGAUGGACUUACCGGUAACCAACGAGGAGUUUUUGAAAAUUUACCGGGAAAAAGUGCGACAGGGUCAGCUCCACCCGAAAUUGAUGCCCGGAGUCCAGGAACUCAUCAAACACCUCUACAAAAACGACGUGCCCAUGGCUGUAGCCACCUCCUCGUCCCAAACCGCCGUGGAUCUCAAAACCAAAGACCACCAACACGUUUUUAAAAUGUUUCAGCAUAUAGUGUGCGGCAGUUCGGAUCCGGACGUUGCAAAUGGCAAGCCCGCCCCUGAUAUAUUCCUGGUGGCGGCUCGGAGGUUCGCCGAUUCACCUCACCCUUCAAAGUGUCUUGUAUUCGAAGACGCACCGAAUGGAAUUGUUGGCGCAGCCGAAGCUGGAAUGCAGAGCGUCAUGGUCCCAGAUCCUCAAGUCAACGCCGAGCUGAGAAAACAAGCUACCCUAGUGCUAAAUUCGUUGACAGCAUUCAAGCCAGAGUUAUUCGGAUUGCCCCGGUUUGAAUAAAAUCACAGAUAAUAGUACUUAUUAAAUUAUAUAAGGCGUUUCACGGUUGAUGGUACCUUAGACGAAUGGUACAUUGGAUUGUUCUGAAAAUUUGGUUAGUUCGAUCGAUCUAAAAUAUUUUUGACCCUGCGACGUUAAAGUAGCACCAACAUUGAAAUUUUAAAUUUAAAAGCAUAAAGCAUUUUCCGAUCCGCUAAUACUUUUUGAUUUUUUUUGGAAUAAUACGUUCCUAUAUCUAGCUUCAGAGAUAUUCGAGAAAAACAUAGGCUUCAAUUAAAUUUUUAUUACUACACCACUGAAGCCAGUAGAAAGUUAAAAAAUUUAUACAUAGCUUAGGGAGGUAUUGAACAAAAUUUCUUAAUAUAAACAUUUGUUCUACAUUAUACAGGGUUGGUCAAAGCUAAUGAUUUACCGACCCGAUACAAAAAUGGUAAAAAGGUUUUUUUUUAAUUGAACACUAUGUAUAUUAUCAUAUAUUCUAAGAGCAAAUUACAUUCCCUUUCGCAUGCCGCAUCGUGUUCCUAUACCUAAAUCGUUUGGUUUCUGACAUAAACCUAGUUUGUCUGAAAACUCGAUUUCUUUCCCAUAAUUCACCUUUUAGGUGGCCAUGAAAUAUCCGUCUUAUGUCAAAUAAUUAAUUUUUCGUUUGACAGUUUCAUUGACAUUAUUGAUUAUGCUGUAAAGUUUAUCGAUAAAAUCUUUUCGAAAUGGAAUGUUGUUUUAAUGAUUUUUUUUUAUUAUUCAUGAACUAUGCAACCAUAUUAUAGUCAGAAUACGCAGAAAAUUUAAUAAAACGAAUCCUGAUUUACACACAUCAACACAUUUGCCAGAAUAAAAGCUUUAAUAAACCAUUUUACGACAAAUAUUUUUAAAAAUGGCGUUAAUGGCGUGUGAUCAGGCAAUUUUGCUGGCCAAUCACACUACCCCAUACGUGGAAGCCAAUAGUCAUGAAAUAAUUCGUGUGGCACUUCUUCAGGACCGUGACACACGGUGCUUCAUCUUCCUGAAGGCUAAGAUUCUCGAGAAAAUUAUUUACCACUCUUCUUAAUAUUUGAACAUAUUUUGCAGAAUUCACUGGUUCAUCGUGAAUUAAAAAACUUACUUUAUUAACUUUUAACAAGCAAAUCUUUUAAACUUAAUUUCCUUUGAAAUUCGAUUUGUAGCGCGAGGGUUAACAAUAGGCCAUAAGUUUUCAUUCUUUCGAUUGAAAAUACUCUCUUCUGAAAAUUUUGCUUCCUCAGGCAUCUAAAAUAUGCCAAAAUAAUCUAAUAUUCAGAGAAACUUUUAUUUCAGAAACCAAACAAUUUAAGUUUGGGAAUAUAAUAUAUCACUCUAUCACUCACUUGAAUUUAUUCUAAGAAUGAUAAUAUACAGAGCGUUCCAUUAAAAAAAAACUUUUCACAAUUUUUGUAUCUGGUAGGCAAAUCACUAAUUUAAUUAUUAAGAAAUUCUGUUAUGUCCAAAAUUUUAACUUUCUACUGGCUCCAGUGUCGUAAUAAUGACAAUUAAAUGUAAUUCGUAGAAAAAAUGAAGAAUAUAAUUAUUUUCUUGAAAACCGCUGAAGAUAGGUGUAGGAACGUAUUAUUCAAAAUCUAUCUUAAGUACUAGCGGAAUGGAACACACAAUUUAGAUGGUGUUCUAUAGAAAAUGUCAAUGUUGGUGCUACUUUUUCGUUAAAAAUAUUUUAGAUCGAUAGAGCAUCGCUGCUUAUAGAACUAACCAAAUCUUCAGAACAAUAAACCGUAAACGUUUAACAAAAUAAAUAAGAACUAAAAGUUCAGAUUUUCACAAAAUUUUAUAUUUUGACAUGACAAUUGUUUCGACAACACCGUUUCUUUAUCAAAUUUUAUCAAACAUUUAGUUCUUAUUUAUUUUGAUAAAUGGAUUUUCAUCAAGUAAAAGCCACCUCAGUUCAAUUCGUAAACGUUUAAGGUACCAUCAACCGUGUAACACCCGUUUAUUGUUUAUUAGAAUAUUGUAAUGUAUAUAACUACUCAAUAUUAUUUAAAUACUAGUUGUUUC